Molecule: messenger RNA, 1477 nt
Organism: Brassica oleracea var. oleracea
Lineage: Eukaryota; Viridiplantae; Streptophyta; Magnoliopsida; Brassicales; Brassicaceae
Product: ubiquitin carboxyl-terminal hydrolase 3-like
Exons: 6
Coding region: 165-1283 (372 amino acids)
Biological process (GO): protein deubiquitination
Cellular component (GO): cytosol; nucleus
Molecular function (GO): cysteine-type endopeptidase activity; cysteine-type deubiquitinase activity
Source: RefSeq, a predicted model, not a curated record
UAUCGAUUCUCCUUCGCCCACUGAGAGAGAGAGAGAGAGAGAGGCUCCUUCGCAAUCUGAAGAAAUCAUCCGAUCGAAUCGAAUCGAACAAUAGGCAGAUAAGAAAGUAUAGUUGGAAUCACCGAUCAGAGAAAACGGUGAUACGGAGGCUAGUUCUAGGGCUGAUGGGCGCCGCGGGGUCCAAACUCGAGAAAGCUCUCGGCGACCAGUUCCCCGAAGGCGAGCGCUACUUCGGCUUCGAGAAUUUCGGCAACACUUGUUACUGCAACAGCGUUUUGCAGGCUCUUUACUUUUGUGUUCCCUUUCGUGAACAAUUGCUCGAUUACUAUACCAGCAAUAAAAGCGUCGCAGAUUCUGAAGAGAAUCUUAUGACUUGCCUGGCUGACUUAUUUUCUCAGAUAAGUUCCCAGAAGAAGAAAACAGGCGUUAUUGCGCCUAAGCGAUUCGUACAAAGGUUGAAGAAACAGAAUGAGCUGUUCCGGAGUUAUAUGCACCAGGAUGCACAUGAGUUCCUGAACUAUUUGCUAAACGAAGUUGUUGACAUCCUGGAGAAAGAGGCUAAAGCUACUACAAAACCUGAACGCGAAACCUCAUCAUCAUCAUCCCCUGAAAAGAUUGCAAACGGACCAAAAGCUCCCCUUGUAAAUGGUGUGCACAAAGAGCCAGUUGUUACUUGGGUGCACAACAUUUUUCAGGGCAUACUUACAAACGAGACCAGGUGUCUACGAUGCGAGACAGUGACAGCAAGAGACGAAACCUUCCUAGAUCUAAGCCUUGAUAUCGAGCAGAACAGUUCGAUAACUAGCUGUUUGAAAAACUUCAGCUCCACAGAGACUCUUCACGCUGAGGACAAGUUCUUCUGUGACAAAUGCUGCAGCUUACAAGAAGCACAAAAGAGGAUGAAGAUCAAGAAGCCACCACACAUCUUAGUCAUCCAUCUAAAACGAUUCAAGUACAUGGAGCAGCUAGGGCGUUACAAGAAGCUCUCUUACCGAGUCGUCUUCCCUCUGGAGCUAAAACUGAGCAACACGGUGGAGCCAUACACAGACGUCGAGUACUCGCUCUUUGCAGUGGUGGUUCACGUGGGAAGCGGACCGAACCAUGGCCAUUACGUGAGCCUAGUGAAAAGCCAUAACCAUUGGCUAUUCUUUGAUGAUGAGAACGUGGAGAUGAUUGAAGAAUCAGCAGUGCAAACGUUCUUUGGAUCGUCUCAGGAGUAUUCGAGCAAUACUGAUCAUGGUUACAUCUUGUUCUAUGAGAGCCUUGGACCAACAACAAAGUGAAACAGCUGAGCAAGGGCAAAAGGACUUUUCUUUUGGAUAUUUUUCUUUAACUACUUAGUAAUGGUAUAUGACUCUCUUAUAUGUUUGUGACUUGCAAGUCAUUCAAAUUGACAGUUACUUUAUAUUGACUUCCUCUGUCUCUCUCUCCCCCAAAGAUACAUAUUUGGUGAGUUUAAAUUGGAAAAGUUUUUUUU